Molecule: messenger RNA, 3479 nt
Organism: Phoenix dactylifera (date palm)
Lineage: Eukaryota; Viridiplantae; Streptophyta; Magnoliopsida; Arecales; Arecaceae
Product: nuclear poly(A) polymerase 4-like
Biological process (GO): RNA 3'-end processing
Cellular component (GO): nucleus
Molecular function (GO): RNA binding; poly(A) RNA polymerase activity
Source: RefSeq, a predicted model, not a curated record
AUGCACGUCCGGGCCUGCCGAAGGAGUCCCGGUCUCGAAAACAGCUUCCGAAAACCGCCGGAGAGCGCUCCCGAGCCACUCCCCUCCCUUCCCUGCUCCCCUCUCUCUCUUUCUCUCUCCCGCGUGCGGCAUCUCCUUCCGGCGUUCGAUCCGAAGAUCUCAGCAGUCCAAGAUCGAUGCUUGCUGUCUGGUUUGAUCCCUUGUUCUCUUUGAUUUCUGUCUGUAUUUCUCUUCCUGGGUUGCAAAUUUGCUUAUGAUUCUGGACUCAGUGAUUUUAAUUUCGACACGCUUUUUUUUUUUUUUUUGAUGAUCGUGGGAUCAUCGAUAUCUGGAUUCUUGUAGAAUUAUAGGGAUUUUUGUUCUGAAAAAAAGACUUGUUAUUUCGGUGGUUAUUCAGUCGGUAUCGAGUCAAGAAACGAUUUUCUUGAUGUUUUCAGGGAUUUGUUCUUCAAUCCCGGCGCUUCGUGUGUCUCUGUCACAUCUUUCCGAUUCUAGAACAAUCUUCUAUCUGAGAUUGUUCGAUGGACAUCUGAAUUCUUUUUCUAGGUUUUGUUCUUCUAAGUGAUUAAAGAGUCUUGAAUUUUCCGUUAGAACUCGUUCUAAGUUUUGUCUUUUUAGGUGCGUCGGCGGAUUAGGUAGUUUCUUGAUUUAGGUUUUGCCAGGAUUUUUUUUUUGGUCGGGGGGUAGUGGGGUGGGGGGAGCGGGUUUUGGGGGUAGGGUGGGAGAUGGGUAGCUUCGAGGUUGGUAGGAGGCCGCCGCAAGCUCAGAGGCUGUAUGGUGUAACGAAACCAAUCUCCACCGCUGGCCCAACGGAGGCAGAUCUCCGGAGAACCGUGGAAUUAGAGAAAUUCUUGGCCGACUCUGGUCUCUAUGAGAACAAGGAAGAAGCAGCGAAGAGGGAAGAGGUUCUAGGACAGAUAGAUCAGAUUGUCAAAAGCUGGGUGAGGCAGUUAACCCGCCAGAGAGGGUAUACUGAUCAAAUGGUUGCGGAUGCUAAUGCCAUCAUCUUCACAUUUGGUUCUUAUCGCUUGGGGGUGCAUGGACCAGGGACUGACAUUGAUGCUCUCUGUGUUGGACCUUCAUAUGUUAAUCAAGAGGACUUCUUCACUAUACUGCACGACAUUUUGGCAGGCAUGGAAGAAGUGACUGAACUACAACCAGUGCCAGAUGCUCAUGUUCCUGUUAUGAAACUCAAAUUUAAUGGGAUAUCUAUUGAUCUUCUUUAUGCCAGUAUCUCUCUCCUAGUUGUUCCUGAAGAUUUGGACAUCUCCAAUAGAUUGGUUCUUUACAAUGUUGAUGAAUUCACUGUUCGAAGUCUGAAUGGCUGCAGAGUGGCAGACCAGAUUCUUCGACUUGUCCCCAACGUCGAGCAUUUCCGGACGACUCUAAGAUGCAUAAAGUUUUGGGCAAAGAGGCGUGGUGUUUAUUCAAACGUAACUGGUUUUCUUGGGGGUGUCAAUUGGGCUUUAUUGGUUGCCCGUGUGUGCCAGCUAUAUCCUAAUGCUGUACCCAGUAUGCUAGUUUCCCGGUUCUUUAGAGUUUAUACUCAAUGGCGCUGGCCAAAUCCUGUGAUGCUUUGUCCAAUUGAGGAAGAUGAACUUGGGUUUCCUGUUUGGGAUCCACGUAAGAACCCUCGGGACCGAACACAUCAUAUGCCAAUAAUUACACCUUCAUAUCCUUGCAUGAACUCUAGCUACAAUGUCUCCACAAGCACCUUACGCGUCAUGAAUGAUCAGUUUGAUCUUGGUAAUAGAAUAUGUGAGGAGAUUGAGCUCAACAAGUCUUGUUGGAGUGCUUUGUUUGAACCUUACCUUUUCUUUGAUAAUUACAAGAACUACCUUCAGGUUGACAUAGUUGCUGCAGAUGCUGAUGAUUUGUGUCUAUGGAAGGGAUGGGUGGAAUCUCGACUGAGGCAGCUGACUUUGAAGAUUGAGCGGGACACUUAUGGUAUGUUGCAGUGUCACCCAUAUCCCCAUGAAUAUACAGACACUUCAAAACAGUGUUCGCAUUGCGCCUUUUUCAUGGGUUUGCAAAGGAAACGGGGGGUUAGAAUUCAUGAAGGACAGCAAUUUGAUAUACGUGUAACGGUUGAUGAGUUCAGGCAUUCAGUUAACAUGUACAUGUUUUGGAAGCCAGGAAUGGAAAUCUUUGUUUCUCACGUUCGUAGGAGGCAGAUUUCUUCUUUUGUGUUUCCAGAAGGGUACAAGAGAUCUCGACCCUCUAAACUUACAAUCCAGCUGAAGGCAGAAAAAUCCAGUGAAGAUGGAGCUGAUGAUUGUGAGUGUGGCUCUUCGGAUGGAUGGUCCAAAAGAAAAAAGUUUGCCAUAGAUGAUGGUGCAGAACCAAAUAAACCAGAGAAGCGGGCAUCCGUUAGUCCUAAUCAACUUUUGUUUGGUUCACCUGAAGUUGUAAAUGGUGGUUCAGGAGGAACUUCUGCUUCUCUGGAUAUGGAGACAUCGCCUGAUACACAAAUUUCUGAUAUGGACCUGGAUAAGAACUCGGUUGACAUUGUUCAGCAUGGGUCUGGGAAUUAUCUUAAAAUGAAAGAAUUUGCUUCUACUGGUGUUAGUAAAUACUCUGAAGCUCAACUGCAGCAGAAACAAUUCGAUCGCAGGAUGGAUGUCCAGAAUGAUAUUGGCAGCAGUUUAGAUGAGGAGGUGGCUUUCUUAGAGAAGCAAGUGGAAGGUGACGGGAACGGUGAGAACACUGAUUCUAGUGACAGUCAGGAAGUCUCAACAAGAAGACUUCAUGAAAUAGCUACAGAGGUGGGCCUCUUGGAGAGCGAGUGCUUAAACGGAGUUUUUCAGAAUGGCCUGCUGGAGGAGUUAGAGCCGAAUUCUGCACUGGUGAUGACCUUGGAUGCUCGUGGAGGAAUGACUUCAGAACCUGUGCAGAAACAAGCAAUAAGGUUGAAUUUGAGCUUGGCUUCUACUGCGUGAGGGUUUCAUGGUAGAGUGUGUUCAUGAUAACUUGGGUUGGGUCUAUAAAGCAUGAUGCUUUGGAGGAUAACGGGGAUUAGGAACGCUGCAGCAUUUUGAGCGGGUAGAGUUCUUUUGGUUGAAGUUUUCGUGUGCCACACGGAUUGGUGGAUACAGGAGAUUUUGCUGUGUGAGCUGUGGACCUGAUGGCUUUCUCAUCAGAAUCAUGGACCUCUUAGGAUGCUGUGAACAAUGGCUGGCAGUCUCUAGUUUAGUGAUUUGUUCCAAUGUGCGUGCUUAUAAAUUUAGAUGUCGCAUAGGUCAGAUGCAGGGGGAACUAGUUCUGUGGCUCUAGCGUCUAAUGUCCUUGUAUGAGGAUGUCUUUGGGGAGGGGCUGUUUGUUUUGGGAGUGGCGGGGGUCAAUAGGUACUGAGUUUUAGGAUUAGGUUAGUUUCUUUCAUUUCCUUUAUGUUUUUUAAAAAAAACUCAUUUUUCAUCUUCGUAACAAACUGCUCUUUCUGUAAUACAAGAUCUUAAAUUGGCAUUUCUUCUGUCAAUCUA